AUGAGGGCCACAAGUUGGCUACGAGUUGGUCUCGCGGUAUGCUCGCUGCUACCGGUUAUCUCGGGUUAUGCUAUUCGAGAUAACAAGGCCGUUGUCGUCAAACGGGGAUUCAUUGUUACAUAUAUCGCCGACAAGGAGGCAUUUGAAUCGAAACUAAUCAAACGACAAGACGAAGAAGGACAACAGAAUACAAGUGAGCCGGCCAGGACAUCAGCUGCGAGAUCUACACCUGUACCAUCUUCGAGAAGCGACCCAGCAACACGAAGCGAAGAGGAAAACAAGUCAGAACCAACGAGCCAGGCAUCAAAGACAGAGGAUUCGACAAAAACAGAUGUUGCUCCUACAGUUACCGGUGAUAACCAAGCUGUCGAGACAAGUGAUGUUCCUGAUGGGAAUGGACUGCCAUAUACACCACCUCUCACCCCGGCUUUUGCCUUUGCUGGAUUCCUGCUCCUUGUUUGUGGAUUACCUUAUACUUUGGCUGGAGUUAGACAUAAGCAAAUUCAUAUCUUCCUUAGUACUUGUCUAUUGGCAAGCUUGGGCGUUACAGUACUGAUAAUAUAUGUAAUGAACCCGCCCGUUUCCAACGCAUUACAAGGAGGAUAUAUUGCCGCUAUUGCUAUAACUGGCAUGCUAUUUGGUGGCCUAGCUGUUAUCUUCCCAGAAGUCACUGAGGUUUUGGCAUGCUUAUUGGGUGGUUUCUGCUUGGCUCAAUGGUUCCUUGUUUUGAAGGCCGGUGGCCUUGUCCAAGGCGGAUAUCAAAAGAUAAUUUUUAUUCUAUGUUUCAGCAUCGGUUUGUUCUGUCUCGCACUUCACCACAAAACCAGACCAUACGGUAUGAUAUUCUCGAUCGCAUUUUCUGGCGCUACUACUACGGUGCUCGGAAUCGACUUUUUCUCGAGGGCAGGGUUGAAGGAGUUUUGGUUAUAUGUUUGGGGGCUGAAUGAUAAUAUCUUCCCUCUCGAAACUAAUACCUUCCCGUUGACCCGAGGAAUUCGAGUCGAAAUCGCCGCUAUCGUUGUCAUCACUUGUUUCGGAAUAAUAUCCCAGAUGAAACUUUGGCAAGUCAUCAAGCAGAAGCGUGAAGAGCGUGAGGAACUUCGCAAGCAACGUCAGGUUGAUGUUGAGGCUAUGGAAUCCGAAAAUGGUCGUCGGGUUGAGGAGGCCGCUCAGCGCGAUCGGGAAGUAUGGGAGAAGCAGUAUGGCGAUAAAUCACACACUACGACUACACUUGUUCCUGAAGACCAGACAGUGAGCCCGAGUGCUAGCCAGAAGCAUUUGAGCAGAGAUUCCGGAUUACCACAGAGUACAAAGACUUCGACUGAUGGUGGAAGCUCUAAGGCUGUUGCCGCUGAUACUAUUGAAAUGGUUGGAAUACAGAAGGUCCCGUCGGGGCAAGAUGCUACCACUGCAACUCCUGGAGCCGAAGGUCAGGUACCGGUGCCACCCCACGCUCGGGAGGGAGAAACACAAGCUACUGUACCAGGCCAAACUGAAACCGUCCCCGUCCCAGUCGAAACUCCUGCUCCUACCGGCCCACCAGAACCAAAAUUCUUUGCUCCCGCGGUCGUGAUCCGGGAGAAAGGUGAUGUCGAAGAACCAACUGCUCCAGGGUCAUCUGCCAACAAUGGUGUCUCGGGGCUCACUACCGUUCACACUGUUAUCAUUGAUCCAAAUGAGCAAGAAGAUAACGAUGAUGCUUCCUCGCUUGCCACAUUCGCAGAUUCUGUUCAUGAUGACAAGAGAAAGUCUAUGCCUCUCAGCAUUGCUUCAAUUCAACCAAUGAACGAGAUCCAAGAAUUCCCACAUGAUGAUGCGGCGUCCUCCGUUGCUGGUGUUCUCGAUGAUGAGGAAGACGAGAGAUCGGAUGAUGAACUACCCCUUGUCGGUGAAGAUACUGGUAGAAGACGAUCCAUCGUUUCUCUUAAGGGGAGACGUAACUCGUUGUCUUCUAACAAGAGAAUGUCGAUUGUUUCCUUAGUCAGGAAGGCCUCGCAGCGAUCCAAUAAGUCUAAUAGGCCAUUGUCAGCGCAGUCGCAGGUCCCAUUGUCACCACAAUCGCCUAUUGAAGGGCCGAAGGAGGAGAAAGAACAAGAAAAUGCCGUGGAAGAGAAGAAGAAGGAAUCGACACCGAAUUCGCCUAUUGAACCUCCAAAGGUUAUCUCUAGACGGCAGUCUUUGGCACCACCAUCGGAAGGAGCAGCCCCAGAAGCUGCAGGUGAGAAAGCGGCUUCAGAAAAGGCUGGUGAGGCGAAAACAGAAUCUCGAAGAGGCUCUGUUGUUGGCUCAGUCAAGCAAGAGGAAGCUACUGCCCCGGGAUCGCCAGCUAAAGAAACAGCCAGCCAGCCAAAGUCUCGAAAAGAAGCCAAGGCGGCUCCAGCUGUCGGACCACCAGCUCCUCUCAGACAUGGAAGCCUUCAAAACAUCCGCCCGCCAUCAAAAAUUGUUAAGACAUAUCGAGUCAGUGAGUGGGCUAAGCAUCUUGACCCUGCGGAUGAACCACAGUACGAUGACAUCGAACCACUCGAAAUUACUGAGACUGUUCAAGAAAAGGCUGCUCCUGUUCACGUCAUGGAAUUGCAAGAGGGCGCAUCUUCUGCAAAGGUCCCACCUCCAAUCCAGGGUUUGAGCAGAAGUGAUACCUAUCAAUCUAUGCAAGCUGGAAACGUGGUUAGUAGGACUAAUACUCUAACCACGAUCCGAGAAGCACCAGUCUUCGUCCCGAAUAUGCAAGGACAAACAAUGAUUAUGCAAGUUCCUACACAUGUGUACCAAGCCCAGGCUCCGACCUCGCCCAUGGUCCCUUCAUCCCCACAGAUUCCCACUGUCGUCGUCGCAUCCCCACCCCCAUCGCGCGGUGGCCCACCACCACCACCACCCGCACAAAUGCCAAUCACUAACCAACCAAUUGUCGAGUCUCCAACUGAGGAUGUUGAAAUGAGCAUGCAACAGCGAGCUGUUUCACCUACACCAUCCCAACUUCCUCCCAUGUGCGAGACCCUCCUUACCAAGCGUGAAAGCAUGCUUAAAGCCACGCCGAACUUCUCUACUGUCGCCGAUAACACCUCUCUCUACGGCCAAUCGAUCACUCAGCCACAACCUUCUUUCCAGAACCCAAGUUUACCCAAUGCUUCUGCCUCGACCCUAAGCUUAAACCGUCGAUCAGCAUCCGGUGCUUCUAUGAUUCAGCAACAGCGUAGCAGCAGUGGUACAACAUACGCUGCUAGCAUGAUUGGCAGUGCUGCUCCAAGCAGCCGUAUUCCAUCCAUGGAAAUGCAACCUGGUAUGAUCGGAGGCUAUAGUCCAUAUAUGGCUCCAAUCUCGCCUGUCAUUCCAUCAUCACCCAUGAUGCCUAGUAUUCCAGUUCCCCAUGGUGCUGUCGAAACGGCACCUCCACAACCCCCACAACCGUCGCCAGGUGACCGCCGCGAACAUAUGUUGAAAGCGUGGAGGGAAUCGUUGAUGCAAGACCAAGUUAUCAGUGCAAGGACACAUAACUCAAUCCAGGGUCGACGGAAUGAGAUGAUUCAGGAAUCUGCAAUGCAAAAUAUGUACGGAAAGCAGAAGGAGAUGGAGAGAGCAAUGAGGGACAACGUGGUAGAGGACAGAUAUAGGAACAGGGAUAUGCUCUCAAUUCACCGAGAAGCUAUGAAGAGGAUGCAAGACAAAGCUAAGGGGAUAUAA
This is a messenger RNA of Orbilia oligospora ATCC 24927, 3684 nucleotides long. RefSeq lists its product as uncharacterized. The record is from RefSeq and is a predicted model, not a curated record. The coding region runs from base 1 to 3684 and encodes 1227 amino acids. Lineage: Eukaryota; Fungi; Ascomycota; Orbiliomycetes; Orbiliales; Orbiliaceae. The transcript has 5 exons.